CAGGCACGCAACAGUGAAAAAGCCCAAUCGAUGCUCUUCCGCUUCCGGGCCCAACAAGCCGCGGACCUCGGAAUCAUCGACAUUGGGCGCACGCGCCGCCCCAAAGCCAUCACCUCCGUGGACUCGAUCCCCAUGUGCGAGAAAUGGCGCGGACAAGUGCUCAAAGAGAUCUCGCGCAAGGUGUCUCGCAUCCAGGAACUCAGCCUCAGCGACUACCAGAUCCGGGAUCUGAAUGACGAGAUCAACAAGCUGAUGAAGGAGAAGUGGACGUGGGAGAUGCAGAUUCGGAAUCUCGGCGGGCCGAAUUACAUGCGCGGGUCGGGGCGGGUGUUUGACGACGAUGGGAGAGAGAUCCCCGGCGGUGGGAAGGGAUAUCGCUAUUUUGGGCGCGCGAGGGAGUUGCCGGGCGUGAAGGAGAUGUUUGAGGCCGCCGCGAGACGGGGGAGGCCUGCGGAAGAGGACCAGCAGGAGGGCGGGAGGGGUGGGGAUGUGGCGACUAAGAAGGUCGAUGCGAAUUACUUCGGGUAUGGGUUGGAUGAGGAGGAUGGGUCGUUGGUGGCGUAUGAGAAAGGGAAGGAGAAGGAGGCCGUGGAGAGGCUGCGCAGAAAGGGGGAUGAUGUCGAGGAUGGCUGGGAACCUUUGCCUGGGGAUGCUGGCGAUGGAGUCGAAUGGAGGCUGCCGAGUCUGGACGAGGUGCAGGAGGAGUUGGUGGAUCGGAGAAGGAGGAGGCUGUUGGACAAGAUCUCUUGA
Messenger RNA from Aspergillus heteromorphus CBS 117.55, 750 nucleotides. Its product is annotated as pre-mRNA-splicing factor ISY1. The annotation marks the transcript as partial. The transcript has a single exon. NCBI's taxonomy places the organism in Eukaryota, Fungi, Ascomycota, Eurotiomycetes, Eurotiales, Aspergillaceae. Gene Ontology annotation, cellular component: post-spliceosomal complex; catalytic step 2 spliceosome; post-mRNA release spliceosomal complex. The record is from RefSeq and is a predicted model, not a curated record. Gene Ontology annotation, biological process: mRNA 3'-splice site recognition; generation of catalytic spliceosome for second transesterification step.